UCUCUCUCUCAGGUCUCAAGUAAGAAACUGGCUUAGUCGCCCCACAUCACGUGUAAUCGAAGUACGCUGUUAAUGCAGAUCUCAAUUUUCAACGGAUCGAACUAAGUACCAACAGCAAUCUCGGUAAAAUCACAAGCAAGUGUGAGCUAGGUGACAGUGCUAUUGAACAAAGAUUGGUUUGGUGCUGUGAAUCUUGGUGCGUUAACAAAGAGUGCCUCUGUUGGCCCUGUUCAAUUGCGACGUAAAUAUUGUUGGAUGUGCACUAGUACCUCGUUAUUUGUGCUAAGGAUUACCAAUUUUACGAAGGUCGAACAUAUAGCGAGAACUGACGGACCGGCUCGUUGCAGUAUUUGUUUUCAUUAUUCGUGAAAGCACCACUACAUCUACGAAAAUGGAGACCUUGGCCACUCUAUCCAUUGACAAUGACUGGCACCGAAAACACCAGUGAAAAGAAUAACGGAAAUGAAGAAGUACCGCCUGACGAUGCACACCUGCCACUCGACGACAAAAGUCCCAUAUACAAAACAGAAAUCACAAUUGACGUGAACGGGUCAGAGGACCAUGCUACCAGAGGAAACGAAGAGGAAGAUAUCGUGAUUUUGAGGAAUGAUAAAAAUACCGCCAUCAACAGGUCAGCUUAUUCGAAACUCCACAAAAAUCCGAAUCCUAGAUUGAGUACCUUGAGUUUGGGGAGGUUCGAACUAUUCAGUAAUUUCCAUAGAAGAUCCAGCAAAGAAAACAGGACGAACCGAACGAACUCUAGGUUCAGAGCAAGGGAAGAUAAGCACAGUGAAGAAGAGUAUGUGGAUUACGUGCCAUGUGUCCUGAGAUCGGAAUCGGUGGAUACUGUCGAUAAAAUCGAAAAAGAAUUGUCGAAUUUCAUAAUGGAUAACACAAGGAAGAAAGACAAAAAACGAACCAACAGUUUUCGAAAACUGUUCUCCGUGUCAUUCUUCGGAAAAGAUAAAAAGAAGAAAGUGAAGGAACCAGAUGUUAACAAUUCCCCGAGUUCUGACUAUGUUGACAAUUACCAGAACGAAACCCAUAGCAAUUCGUUCAUCAGAAAUACUCCCCAAAGGCAUACAGUAGGCUGUGAUCAUUACAAAAGAGAAAAAGGUUACGAGAGUAAACCGCUUCCUCCUAAAAACAUCGAGGAAGAUCCCCCACCAGAAGUACUGAUGCGGUAUGCAAAUAAUCACAUCAAUAGGUUCAACAAAAUUCGGCAGAGUUUCGAAAACCCCGAUGAAGAUUUGGGGAAACUGAAAAAUGGAGUUCCACCAAAUCAAAACGAACCGAGUGUACAACACGCUAAUGUUAUUAAAUACAUCGAUACAAGUUCUUCCACCACUAGUACGAUGGAAUCUGAAAGGUUCAAUACUUACCAGAAUGCUCUGAUUGCUCAGGCUGAACUACAACAGUUAAAAAGAGAUAAUAACGGAAUGGAAAGGUCAAAGAUAGUGAGGAACGAUUCUUUUCGAAGGGAUACUCCUCCAAGGGCAACAGAUACUUAUCAGCCAGUGAACAUUGUGAAACCUAGGGCCAGACUACCGAUUAAUUCUGGACGACCACUUCCAAAUCCAUAUCAUAAUGAAAAGGAGGAACCUGAUGGUAAACCUAACGAUACCACUGUAACCCUUGACAUUGAAGAUAAGGCUCGUCCAGAGGUCAUGGACAUAUAUGGGACUGUUUUUGAUGCGAUAGACCAAACCAGGAAAUGUAAUUCGAAUCGUACGUCGACAUUAACAUCGCAAGAUUCCAGAAAAACGCAAUCACCAAUUCCAAGAUCACCCCGAUCGCCAUCUUUGGAAGGUUCCAAGCUACGCCUACCUUCCAACAGGGAUACCACUCCCUUACAACCGAGACUGAAAUCCCCGCUGCCUACUUCUCGUAUCAGUACAGAGAAGAUAAUCGCCACAGAGCUUCUUAAAAAUACAAACUCGAGUGAUAAAAAACCAGAAAGUACCCCCAGCCCUUCUGGAGCUCAACCCCGACCUAGUUCACAGGAACAAUCGUUCAAUCCCCAAGCAGAGUCUACUCCAGAUAACAAAACUUGCCAGGCGUUGAACGCCCUGCGUGAAAAAUUCGAAGAGAACAGUCAAAAAUUGAACGAAGAACUGGACCAGAUCAAACAAACGUUACAGAACAUUUCUCAUGAGGAAUCACCAGAACGGACGCCCAGUCGGACUGGAAGGAUCAACAAGGACUCUUACUCGAAUCCGACGUCUUCCCCGAGAGGUACAUUGUUGACCAGUCCUAGGUCUUCAAUGACUCUCUCUCCAUUACCUCCAACUAAAAUGUUGGAAGUGAAUUGUGCUUCUCCACAACCUGGAAUGUUUCCACAACCUUCUCCAGAUGUUGAGUUGAGACAAAAGCAUCCAGUGGUUAGAAGAAAUGGAUCCCAAAGCAACGUCAAUAAAUCUCCAUCUUCACCUAAUAAAGAUGAGAUAAGAAAGAGUGUAGAGGCUUAUUACUGGAAAGAAAUAAAGAAGAUAAAAGAGCAGGAAGAUUACGAGAUAUACUUGUCACAACUACAUUUUUCCCAGAGAGGAUACGCCGAGGAUCCAAUUCUUACCAGAAGAUCUCGAGGACUUGAAGAAAAUCGAAGUAGAAGGAGUUCCAGUGUACCGAGGAAUCCCAGACAACACCAACCCUUCGAACAUCAACAAAACGUUAACGUUCUCAAGAUGGCAAUUCCAGAAACUAACACCGUUGCGUAUCACAUGCAAGACAGAAAUAUAUACGGAUAUUUGCCAGCUAGAAACUCCCAAAUUUCAUCUUCACGAAACUCGAACAUUCAAAGACAGACCAACGGGGAUUAUGGAACAUACAAACCGAUCUUUCGUAGAGGCAGCUUGACUGGUGGCGGUAGUGCUCCUCAGACAAUGCAAACGAACAAAAAGGUCAGCUUUUCGAAUUCGCAACAACCAGCCAACGUCGAAGCCUGGCCUACUAAGAAUGGUUUCACGAGGAGUCCUCCACAGAGGAGGCUGGAGAAACUUGGUAACAACGCACCAUUGGAAGACGAUGUUUUUCUGCCUCCCCAACAGGCUCCAUUGCAGCAGCAUCAAGUUAUAUAUGGUCAAAAUCAAGUCGUGAGAAACCACUACAAUUCGGAUACGGAUUCAAUAUACGGGCAGAAUUUGUAUGGUUACGCUGGGCGAUCGCAGAUGGUGAGACCGGCUAAUUAUAACUCAGACUCAGAAGCUGUGUAUGGUGGACGUUACUACAGAACUCUCAGCAGACAAGAGAUGGAGAAUUUGAGGAACGCUCAGGCGAAUUCAGCACGUCAACCAGAUCUACGAAACAGACCUGUACCCAGAUUGACAAGACAUGAAUCCAUACAAUUACCAGAGCCUCCAUACGGUUAUGCGACUCAGUAUGGAGGAAACAGAAAGUAUCAACCCAAUAAUGUUGUUAGAGAUAACCGUCCACCGGUGGGUCAGAGCCGAAUAUCUCCUAGACGAGAAAUUCUGAUUACUGAUAAUAUUUAUGGUCAGCACAUAGGUUAUCGCAACGAUUUCGUUGGUUCACCUUACGGUUAUACAGUAAACAACAAUCCCAAUAUUCCAGAGCCCUUAUAUGCUUCCAGGCCCAAACAAGUAACCGUAAGAAACAAAGUCUGUGAUAUGUAUGGUCGAAUUCAUGAUGUUGGAGCUAUGGAGGGUGGAAUACAAGCGAGUGGAGUCCUCAUGGGUCAAUUACAGGAAUUACCAACUUCUCCUACGAGUUUUAGGAGAGGUACAAGGUUAACAGCGAGUAGCAAUGACAUGUUGUAUCGAAGGCAUAACAACUACCAGCUUCAUGAUAGCCACAUUGAAAUGCAGAAUGAAAUUCCUCAGAUGCAUUCCUCCAGGGGUUCAGUAAGACCCCUUCCCCCUCUACCACCAAGUGGAAAGGUGAUGCCCAACGAUAAGAGCACGAAUUCGAAAAAAAAUAAUUCUUCGAAGAAGAAAAAGAAAUAAAACAAUUUGCUGUUAUAUGAUGAAUGUUCUUAAACUAUUAUGCUUGCCUUGUAGUUCCUUCAGGUUCAAAUUCGAAGAUCUUCACAUAUACAAAUUUUUAUGUCACUCUUCAGAUAUUGAUUUCAAUAAGUUGUUUUGAAUUUCGAUCGCAAACUAGGGUGAGUUCAGUCCACUUGACUUCUUGUACAGUUUUUACAUGACUUUUUAUUUCUUCUAGAGGUGGUCAAUGAAUCAGUAUAGUGGAGAAGCAGUCUGAUUUUUUGUGCAAUUUCAAUUAAACCUAAGCUUUUGUUCCGAGUCCGAAGUCUGAGUAAAGCAAUAUCCUGUUAUCUGAUAACUGUCAGGUUUUAAUCAGAAAACAUAAUCAUGCACUUUUUUAUACUUAAUAUCUGAAAUUAUAUCUAUGAAUCCAUACGAUCUUCGAUGCUUAUGUUAUUGUUGCUUUUCACAGUUUAUUCCUCAAAAAAAUUAUUCCAAUUUUGGCUGUAAAUAUAUACAUAGAGUAUUUUUGUAAUGCAGAGUUAUAUUGAGAAAUGAUUAUGUGUAUCCAAGAUCCAGUGAUUUCCAUUUUAUAUGUUGUUUGUAUCCUGGGUAGAAAUGUAGAAAUUGUAAAUAAGUUAUUUAUGUGAAUUAAUGUUCAGUAAUGGCUUCAUCUUUAUUUAUUUUAAUUCAAUAAAAUAUUUGUAUAUC
Coccinella septempunctata (seven-spotted ladybird) is the source of this 4652-nucleotide messenger RNA. RefSeq lists its product as uncharacterized. The record is from RefSeq and is a predicted model, not a curated record. NCBI's taxonomy places the organism in Eukaryota, Metazoa, Arthropoda, Insecta, Coleoptera, Coccinellidae. The transcript is spliced from 2 exons. Bases 423 to 3962 code for a protein of 1179 amino acids.